UCUGUGCUCUGCUACAGCGAGGCCGAGGUUUGGUCGUCUUGAUUUCGUGGUUUUGUUUCUCUCGAUCUUUUUUUUUCGCGCAGAGAGAGCAAGGAAGGAAGGAAGAAAGAUGACAUGCAUGGAGGAUGCAGCGUAUGGACUGAGAACAGGCCUGUUCCUCUAACUUGGUCUCCCUAACCGGACUCUGAUCUGAUUUCCAAGGAAAAUCCUGCAUUCUGACGCCUGUAAGAACCCCACCCCGAUAUGCCACAGGAUCCAAUUGUUUAACUGAAAUGGAGUAGUCUGGGCUAUGGAGACGUCAGAUGGAGCUCGACUCGCCUCCCUCUAUCUCGUCGGCUAACCCGUGAUGAUCCAGACGCGAGCUCUGAUUUGGUUGAAUAUUUCAAACUGACCUCGGGUGCUGAGAUCGAGAGAGCUGCUCUGACAAGCCUGCUGAGUGACGGCCAUCAUUUGACUCUUAACUGACCUGGCUUAACGUUCUCAAGAUGUUCUCUGCCCUGAAGAAGCUCGUGGGCUCUGAGCCCGGACAGUUGAGGGAUAAGAACAUCCCAGCCGGGCUGCAGUCCAUGAACCAGAGUCUACAGAGGCGUUUUGCCAAGGGUGUCCAGUAUAACAUGAAAAUUGUUAUUCGGGGCGACAGAAACACAGGCAAAAGCACACUUUGGCAUCGGCUGCAGGGGAAGAAGUUUUUGGAGGAGUACAUCCCAACACAGGAGAUUCAAGUGACGAGCAUUCACUGGAACUACAAAACCACUGAUGAUGUGGUCAAAGUGGAGGUGUGGGAUGUCGUGGAUAAAGGUCACAAGUUGCCUCAUCCUGAUGGCCCUGGCAAAAGUAAAAAGCGAGGAGAAGGAUUGAAACUGGAGAAUGAGCCUCAGGAGGCAGAAAGCGAGAUGGCUCUGGAUGCAGAGUUUCUAGAUGUCUACAAAAACUGCAACGGAGUAAUAAUGAUGUUCGACAUCACCAAACAGUGGACAUUCAAUUAUAUUCUGCGGGAGCUGCCUAAGGUACCAAAUCAUGUACCUGUCUGUGUGCUGGGGAACCACCGUGAUAUGGGGGAGCACCGUGUCAUCCUGCCUGAUGACAUUCGGGACUUUAUUGCUGGCUUAAACAGACCACUUGGUUCAUCCUAUAUUCACUAUGCUGAAUCUUCCAUGAAGAAUGGCUUUGGCUUGAAAUAUUUGCACAGAUUUUUUAAUAUUCCAUUUCUGCAGCUACAGAGGGAGACGUUACUGCGGCAGCUGGAGACCAAUCAGUUAGACAUUGAUGCGACCUUGGAAGAGCUGACAGUGCAGCAGGAGACGGAGGACCAGAACUACGACAUAUUUUUAGAGAUGAUGGAGGCUCGCAACCGGGGCUACAGCUCACCAGUGCCAGCCAAUGGACAAAGCCCAUCAUCUGGCUCACAGUCUCCCAUUGUCCCAGCCAGUGGUGCCUCUACCGGAAGUUCUAGUCCUGGCACGCCCCAGCCUGUAGCCCCCUCCCAAGCAACCCUGUCUCUGGCACCUUCUCCUUCUCCCCCACCAUCAAGUGCUCCACCACCACCACCGCCGCCACCACCAGCUCUUCCUGCUGAGGAGCCUGCCCCUGCUGUGGCUGCGCCCACUCCUGUCGCUCCCACUCCUCAAAAACGGGGCAUUAUUGCCCGCCUGUUUGGAGGCUCCUCUACGCCAGAGGUGGCUAACUCUGCUAAACCAGAUUCUCAGGUGGCCUCUGCAUCAGAAGCCCCUGCCAAGGUGCAGAGUGUAGAUGAUUUUGUGCCAGAUGAUGGACUGGACAAUAGUUUUCUGGAGGAAUCCAGCACUUCUCAAAAGGCCGCUGAAAUACGCCCUGCAAAGGCUGCUCAUGACAGUGACAGUGAGAUGGAGGGAAACCCUAUGGUGGCCGGACUGCAGGAUGACCUUGAUCCAGAUGACAAAGUCCUGCUGAAGGGUAAGGUGCAGACACCCGUUCCAAGUAAGGACAUCACACUGUCCAGUGAUGAGGAGGGGCCAGCAAAAUCUGGAGUCGCCAUAUUGGAGGAUGAAGAUUUUGAUGUUUCAGGAAGCGGCAGUUGGUCUUCCAAAAACUCCUCUAAACCUCAGAGUCACACUAAGUUCAAGGGUGCAGAACUGAAACCCGCCACAGUGGCACUGGUGGCGCCAAUGAGACCCGAGAAAGUGGACAGCCUAAAAACUACCAACUCCUCCAUCAAGACCCCUGCCCUCAACCCACUUCCAGCCAACAUUCCCAAUCCAUCAGCAAAGGUUAAAGGAAAAGUAGAAGAGGUGGAGUCCUCGGACUCGGACCUCGAGGGGCCGGUGGCCAAACAGAUGCUUUCUUUUGUUAUGGAUGACCCUGAUUUUGACAGCGAUGAGCCUGGUGAGGAGACAACAAAGGCUGCAUUUCCAGUGAGGGAUGAAAUCCCAGACCUUUCUGAUGACGAGUUUAUGCCUUCAAAGAUGUUGGAACCACUAAAACCCACAGUCCUGUCCUUUAAGCCCAAAAACGAUUUGGAUUUAUUUGGCCUGGGCUUUGAUGAAACGCCGCCUAAAAACAAAGACAGCAGCGAUGAAGCUGAAGAUAAAGAAAGCAAGCUUUCCUCCAAAGAUAAAAAGAAAAAGAAGAAAAAGAGCAAAGAGGAAGAAGAGAAAGCAGGAAAGAAAAAACACAAGCACAAGAAAAAAGAAAAAGACGAGGUUACCACCAGCGCAGGGGAAGAUAGAAAGAAAAAGAAGAGCCGCAGCCGAAAGGCGGAGCAGCUGGGGGACCUGGAGGCCUUCCUGUCGGGGUCAGGGGAUGGCCUGGGGAAGGGAGGUGGCAGUGGUGGUGGAGGCGACUACGAGGAGCUGUAGACCCCCCUGAUGGGACCGCGUCACUCGGCCACCAUGCUGCUGCUCGCCAUUGUUUCCAAGUAGGCAGACACUCCUGUCCUGAAGAGGUGGAACACUUUAGGAAUGAACAGCAUCUCAUCACGGCCUACGAGCCUCCGAGGAAAGACGGAUUACGACACUGCGGGCUCUCCUGGGCGACUCCAUAUUUAUUUGCUUGUCUUUGUUUUGAGGGGCUUUUUGUGUAUUCCAGCACUUUUUUUGUUUUUUUUUGGAUGAAGCCCUUUUCAGUUGAGCAGAAAGGUGUUUUGCUAUAAAUUUUCAGGUGUAUUCA
Molecule: messenger RNA, 3144 nt
Organism: Polypterus senegalus (gray bichir)
Lineage: Eukaryota; Metazoa; Chordata; Cladistia; Polypteriformes; Polypteridae
Product: rab-like protein 6
Exons: 17
Coding region: 486-2834 (782 amino acids)
Cellular component (GO): nucleus; cytosol
Molecular function (GO): GTP binding
Source: RefSeq, a predicted model, not a curated record